This is a messenger RNA of Puccinia graminis f. sp. tritici CRL 75-36-700-3, 894 nucleotides long. RefSeq lists its product as uncharacterized. NCBI's taxonomy places the organism in Eukaryota, Fungi, Basidiomycota, Pucciniomycetes, Pucciniales, Pucciniaceae. Bases 1 to 894 code for a protein of 297 amino acids. The record is from RefSeq and is a predicted model, not a curated record. The transcript is spliced from 3 exons.
AUGGUAGCUGCAAACACCACCGAUGGAUUCACAGUCCCUAGCCCAAGAAGGUCGGCACGUUUGGCCACCGUGGAGCCUCUGAGCCCACAAAAGAAGAAACCAAUGAGUCCUACGGAGAAGAGGGCCCACGACUUAAGAAACACCCCUCGAGAUGACAUGGACUUGGACGUGGAUGUUGCGGACAAGGAGAACACGGCUACGGCGGGGACUAACGGUAGUGAAACUCGUGUGACGGCUAGUGAUCAGAUGGAUGUGGAUUCAUCCACCCCACACCCAACUGGGUCUCCUCCCAAGACUCCACCCUCACGAAAAAAGUCUAGUCCCAAGAAAACCAAAGGGAAGAAGAAGGCAGCUUCGCCGGUCCCAAGCAACGAGAAUAGCAUUGGCUUCAGUCCCUUGUCUGAGUCUCACACUGGAGAGCGGCCGAUGACGUCAACCCCGGCCGCACAGGCGGCUGGCGAGUUGUUAGAAUUCGACUUCAACACCCUUGACCAGUCGAAGAAGGCUCUGCCCAGCGACUUGGAUGCUCUUGUCAACGAAUUGGUUCCUAUGCAAACGGCUGCAAAGGCCACUCGUCCCAUCAACAAGGAGCCUGCUCCAGUUGAGUCAAACUCUGCACCUCAUCCGCCGAAACCAGUACCUCGAAAGAAACAGGUCAGCUUGUUCAUGCCGCACUCCCUCUCAAAUCAGGUCCGCCACAAUCUGCCAGGGGAAACUCAGACAUUGGCUCAAUUGGACCGUGAAAUGCAAACGAUUCAGCUCCCGGACGCAGCAGCAUUGGCUUUGAUGAGUGUGAAGGAACUGCAAAAGAUGAAGGAAUCUUUGAAGAAGGUCACGGACGCACAGAUACUUGCUUUCAAGGAAAUGAGGAGUGCUAGUGGGAUGGUAGCCUAG